Molecule: messenger RNA, 1233 nt
Organism: Papaver somniferum (opium poppy)
Lineage: Eukaryota; Viridiplantae; Streptophyta; Magnoliopsida; Ranunculales; Papaveraceae
Exons: 3
Coding region: 1-1233 (410 amino acids)
Molecular function (GO): nucleic acid binding; RNA-DNA hybrid ribonuclease activity
Source: RefSeq, a predicted model, not a curated record
AUGAGAUCUCCAGUACAAGGACGACCAUUGAUAUUGUACACGGCUUCCAGUGAUGUUGCUAUUGGGGCACUACCAGCUCAAGAAGAUGAAGAAGGCGUUGAACAUCCAAUCUACUAUUACAUCCGAACCAUGAAAGAUGCUCAACUCAGAUACCCGAAAGCUGAAAGAAUGUGCCUGGCAUUAGCCCAUGCAAUACAGAGAUUCAGAUAUUAUUUGCAAACUAACAGGAUCGUGCUUGUCUCCAAAGCUGAUCUCAUCAAGUUUUUACUCUCGAAACCUGCUUUGAUAGGAAGAAUUGCAAAAUGGCUGCUUCAGAUGUCAGAGUUCGACAUAGUAUGUGUUUCUCCCAAAGCAAUCAAAGGUCAAGCGGUAGCAGAUCUACUAGCUGCCUUUCCAAGGGAAGAUUCCACGACACUACAGGACGAUGUACCAAGUGAAUUCCCAGAAAUUUCAAUCGUCAAGGAAGAAACGUGGCUGCUGUACUUUGAUGGAUCUGCUACUCCUAGCAACAAUAUUGGAGGAGAGGGCAUCAUCUUGGUCUCUCCAUCUGGUGAAGAAGGAGCGAUACAUCUGGAGAUCAGAGGAGAUUCAAAAUUGCUGGUCAAUCAAAUGAAUGGGAUAUACUCUAUCAAGGAGAUAACGCUUGCUCCAUUCAGGGCUGAAGCGCAACGACUCCUAACCCAUUUCGCUGAUGCAACUAUCACUCACACUGGCCGGACCAACAAUAGACAUGUUGAUUGCUUGGCAACCCUCGCCUCCAAGUUGCAAUUCGAAGGGUCAGAUAAAGCUAUCAUAGUUCAGAGACGAGUUGUAUCAUCUACGUGGCUUAAUCAUACUGAAGAUGCUCAAGCAAACGACUGGAGAGCACCUAUUAUUCAUGAACUGAGCAGUUCCGUCGCAGAAGGAACAUUCAGCCUUAAAGAGCUAAAAAACUUCAUCCUGCUCCAUGGGGCCUUGUACCAUCGCAACCCUGAUGACUCUCUAUCACGGUGCCUUGGCGAUGAAGAAGCAAAUGAAAGGCUCGAAAGUGUGCAUCAAGAAAAGCCUCCUCAUUAUUUAGAGGCCCUGACACUUCAUCACACCGGGGACUGGAGGCAGCCUUACACUGAAUACCUUCGAGACAACAAAUCACCACCAACAAAGAAAGAUGCAACCAAACUCAUUCAGAAAGCUAAGAGAUUUGUUUUCUCGACGGGAUACUUUACCGCAAAAGCUUUGAAGGAGACUUGUUGA